AGUCACCUCCGCGUUUUUCAUAACUUUAAAUGGCUUUCCUUCAGUAUUGUUGAGCUCUGGGGCAUUAUUCUCUCUCCUCGCUUUCUUACUAGACUGACCAGGACCUGUUGUAGGCGCUAAGGCGGGGAACUCAACAGAAGCAGCAACAUCAUCGCCAUCACGGCCCGUUUUGCCAUCGUUUACUUUUGGAUAUCACCGUAUACUGCGUUAAAAUGUUGCCAUUAUCUUUAUUAAAGGCAGCACAGGAUAAUCCUAUGCUGGUUGAGUUGAAGAAUGGUGAGACGUAUAAUGGUCAUUUGGUUAGUUGUGAUAACUGGAUGAACAUACAACUGAAGGAAGUCAUUUGCACAUCAAGAGAUGGUGAGAGGUUUUGGAAGAUGCCAGAGUGUUUCAUAAGAGGCAGUAUGACUAAAUAUUUAAGAAUUCCUGAUGAGGUGAUUGACAAGGUAAAGGAGGAAGCUUUUAAACCACGUGGACCAAGACCAGGUGGUGGCCCCAGAAGAGGAGGAGGAGGAGGA
Amphimedon queenslandica is the source of this 518-nucleotide messenger RNA. Its product is annotated as U6 snRNA-associated Sm-like protein LSm4. NCBI's taxonomy places the organism in Eukaryota, Metazoa, Porifera, Demospongiae, Haplosclerida, Niphatidae. The annotation marks the transcript as partial. The record is from RefSeq and is a predicted model, not a curated record. Gene Ontology annotation, molecular function: RNA binding. The transcript is spliced from 6 exons. Gene Ontology annotation, biological process: mRNA splicing, via spliceosome; nuclear-transcribed mRNA catabolic process.